AUGUCUGAAAAGGCAGCUCCCGCUCCGUCGCCCAGUGACAUCAACUUCAUGAUCCAGAUCUUCCAGCACAUGACCGAGAAGCCUGUAAUUGACUGGGAUAGCUUCGCCAACGCGGCGGGCUUCAAGAGCGCUAGUGUGGCCCAGACUCGAUGGGGUCAAAUUAGACGCAAGCUCAGUCACCCUGUUGGCCAGGCCACUCCCAAAAAAUCCACUGCCCAAGGCUCCUCCACCACUCCGGGCUCCGCAUCCAAGGUCAAGAAGACUGCCGGUCGUGUCGGCGCGAAGGCCAAGGGAAAGAACGCGGUUAAGAUGGAGGAAGACGCUGACGAGGAGGGCGAUGAAGAUGAGGAGACUGAGACUCCCAGCAAGGCGGCUCGAGUCAAGCUCGAGGACGCGGCAAUUUGA
Molecule: messenger RNA, 405 nt
Organism: Colletotrichum spaethianum
Lineage: Eukaryota; Fungi; Ascomycota; Sordariomycetes; Glomerellales; Glomerellaceae
Exons: 2
Coding region: 1-405 (134 amino acids)
Source: RefSeq, a predicted model, not a curated record